Messenger RNA from Esox lucius (northern pike), 4467 nucleotides. It is a transcript of the gene mfn2, whose product is annotated as mitofusin 2. The record is from RefSeq and is a predicted model, not a curated record. Gene Ontology annotation, cellular component: mitochondrial outer membrane. NCBI's taxonomy places the organism in Eukaryota, Metazoa, Chordata, Actinopteri, Esociformes, Esocidae. The transcript is spliced from 18 exons. The coding region runs from base 360 to 2636 and encodes 758 amino acids. Gene Ontology annotation, biological process: mitochondrion localization; mitochondrial fusion. Gene Ontology annotation, molecular function: GTPase activity; GTP binding.
AAUUUUGCAGUCUUCUUUGCAAAUCAAGGCACAAGUAAUAGCUCGCUUGGCUAUCAACCUGCUAAAACGAGACUGAAAUGUAUUUACUGCACGUACCGUAUUAAUUCAGUAGCUACCGGUUUGUAACUCGACUCGUAGCCAAGUUAACGUGUUAUCUAAAGCGAUAGUCUCGGUAAUUACGUAUGUAACAAGUUAGGUUUUUGGCACCUGCAGCCGCACGCAUUGAGCUACAAACCAUAUAUUUAACUAGACUUGAGAGAUGUAGUCAGAAAUAAGUUCUCUUGGGAACUUAGCUAGCUAGAUAAAUUAACAUCAGGCCUAUUGUUUUAUUGAAGAUUGAUAACUAAAAUUGAAGUGCAAUGUCUCUGGUUUUCUCGCGACCAAACACCAACGCUAUUGGCAAGAAGGACAAGAGACUCAUGGCUGAGGUGAACGCCAGCCCGCUCAAGCACUUUGUCACAGCCAAGAAGAAAAUCAACGGCAUCUUCGAGCAGCUGGCCGCAUACAUUAAAGAAAGCUCGUCCUUUCUUGAAGACACACAUAAGAAUGAGGAGCUGGACCCGGUCACUACAGAGGAGCAGGUACAGGAGGUGCAUGGGUACCUGUCUAAGGUGGCAGGGAUUGGGGAGGUGCUGGCACGCAGACACAUGAAGUGUGUCUUCUUUGGAAGGACGAGUAAUGGGAAGAGUUCUGUGAUCAACGCCAUGCUGUGCGAUAAGGUGCUGCCCUCUGGAAUAGGACACACCACCAACUGUUUCCUCCGGGUGGAGGGCACCGAUGGCAAUGAGUCUUUCCUGCUCACAGAGGGAUCUGAGGAGAGGAAGAGCAUCAAAACGGUGAACCAGCUGGCCCAUGCCCUACAUCAGGAUCAAGACCUGGAUGCAGGAAGUCUAGUGUGUGUCAUGUGGCCCAAAGCAAAGUGUGCCCUGCUCCGGGAUGACCUGGUUCUGGUGGAUAGCCCAGGUAUUGAUGUCACAACGGAGCUGGACAGCUGGAUCGACAAGUUCUGCCUGGACGCAGACGUGUUCGUCCUGGUGGCCAACUCCGAGUCCACUCUGAUGCAGACGGAGAAGUCUUUCUUCCACAAGGUGAACGAGCGUCUCUCCAGUCCCAACAUCUUUAUACUGAACAACCGCUGGGAUGCUUCUGCCUCAGAGCCAGAAUAUAUGGAGGAGGUGAGGAGACAGCAUAUGGACCGCUGCACCAGUUUCCUGGUGGAUGAGCUGGGCGUGGUGGAUCGGGCACAAGCCGGCGACCGCAUCUUCUUUGUGUCUGCCAAGGAAGUCCUGCAGGCCCGUGUCCAGAAGGCACAGGGGAUGCCAGAAGCAGGUGGGGCUCUGGCCGAGGGAUUCCAGGCCAGGAUGUUUGAGUUUCAGAACUUUGAAAGGCGUUUUGAGGAGUGUAUCUCUCAGUCUGCAGUCAAGACCAAGUUUGAGCAGCACACAGUGAGGGCCAAGCAGAUCUCUGAGACCCUGCGUCUCAUCAUGGACUCUGUGCACGUGGCGGCUCAGGAACAGAGGAUUCACUGCCUGGAAACCAGGGAGGAGCGUCAGGACCGGAUGGAGUUCAUUGACAAACAGCUGGACCUGCUGACGCUGGACUGCAAGAGCAAGAUAAAGAGGAUCACAGAAGAAGUCGAGCGACAGGUGUCCAACGCCAUGGCAGAGGAGAUCAGGCGACUGUCGGUACUGGUGGACGACUUCCACAUGGACUUCCAUCCAUCUCAGACGGUGCUCAAGGUGUACAAGAAUGAGCUCCACCGACACAUUGAGGAAGGCCUGGGCAGGAACAUGUCUGACAGGUGUUCAACAGCCAUCACCGCUGCCCUGCAGACCACCCAGACUGAGAUGAUUGAUGGUCUUAAACCCCUUUUACCGGGGCCAGUCCGGGAGCAGGUGGAUAAGCUUGUGCCUCGGCAGCAGAUCUUCAGCCUCAGCUACGACCUGGCCUGUGACAAGCUCUGCAGUGACUUUCAGGAGGACAUCGGCUUCCACUUCUCCCUGGGCUGGACCAUGCUAGUCAACCGCUUCCUCGGGCCUAAGAACACACGCCGGGCUCUCAUGGGCUACAACGACCAGGUUCCCCGUCCCAUGGCCCUCACACCGGUCAGCACCAGCAUGCCUCCGUUCCCGCAGAGCUCCAUGACCCAGGAGGAACUGAUGGUGUCCAUGGUGACCGGCCUGGCCUCGCUCACCUCUCGCACCUCCAUGGGCAUUAUAGUGGUCGGUGGCGUGAUCUGGAAGGCCGUGGGCUGGCGUCUCAUUGCCCUCUCGGUGGGGCUGUAUGGCCUGCUGUAUGUGUACGAGCGCCUCACGUGGACCACCAAGGCCAAGGAGAGGGCCUUCAAGCGCCAGUUUGUGGACUACGCCAGCGAGAAGCUGCAGCUCAUCGUUAGUUACACCGGCUCCAACUGCAGCCACCAGGUCCAGCAGGAGCUGGCUGGCACCUUUGCUCAGUUGUGUCAGCAGGUGGAUGUGACCAGGCAGAACCUGGAGGACGACAUCACUGACAUGAACACAAAAAUUGAGCUGUUGGAUGCGCUGCAGAGCAAGGCCAAACUGCUCCGGAAUAAGGCUGGCUGGCUGGACAGUGAGCUGAACAUGUUCACCCAACAAUACCUGCAGCAGGGCCGGUAGAAGGGACCACCGACUGAAGAUGAACCCGCUGCGGAGAGAACAUUGAUCGUGGAAAGACCAAGACUCGUAGGGUGUUACCCGGAGAGAUUCCUCAUUACCUAGACUACAGUGUCACUUUGGUUUCAUGGUAGUCCAAUUGUGAAGUUUUCUUUGAAAAUGGCAGAUUGUUUUGAUUUAAGAUUCUUCAGGUCAGGAUGAAUAUUUCGAUUCUCUUUCCAAAGUGGAAUGACAAGAAAAUGAAUUCCGGCCCUCCCUCUGCUAGACCGGUGUGCCCACUGAAAUCAUUCAGUCUCUCCUUUGGGACAUUUUAGAAUAUUUGUGCUAGUAUUAAUUUAAAGAUAUAAUAUUUUAUCAGUACUUUGUAUAGAAUUGAUUUGAUACCAAGUACCGCCAUAUUAUAUGUUGUUAAAAUGGAUUUCCACUCUCCAUUUGCUGUAAGUACACCUGAAUGGCCAGACAGUGCUAUUGAUUUGAGUAGGACAGAGAGGAAAGGGUAGUCAGUCGAUUGGGUCCCUUUAUUAAUCAACAAUGUGCGUUCCAAAAACGGAUUUGGCUGCAUCUACUUCCUAGCUUGAGGUUAUAUAUUAAAGUAAAAAGCUGGCAGUAUUUUAAUAUUCUUUAUUCUGCUUUUGGGAAGAUGGGAAGGAGUUGAGUACAGUUAAGUUUGUUUGAGGUGCGUUUUCCGAGCCAUGUCUCACACACCUGCCUGGCCUAAGAGCAGAUGUACUUACAGCAAUGCUCUGUCUAUUAUUAUUUUUAUAUUUAUUUAAAUCGAAGUUUCAUGCCUUUGAACACGGAAAAUGAUUAAGUGCCACCUUGAAAAAAAAUGGCAAUCUGAAACUCAUGAGAAAAUAACUCACAAUGUUAUUGUAAAUACGGGGGGACUAGCAGGUAUGGAGGAGAUGCUUCAUGUAUUCCUCUGAGCUGCACACUGUUUGAUGAUAUCUCAAAGACUACACUGUAUAUAUACUCUGGCUAUGUAAUGACACUGGCUAUAUGAAACUGAGUGUUCUGUUUGAGGUUCAGCCCAUAUCUGUUGUGAAUGACCUCUCAUGCCUUGGGGCCAUGCGGUGUAUCUGUCCUGCUCACUGUCUUUAAAUAGUCCUCUGCUCAGUAGUCUUUGUGGGGCUGAGCUGAUCUUGCUCUGACCGAGUGUCUGCCUGGAGCACAUGAGAAACCAUGGUUGAGUCCGGGCGGUUUAGCUGUUUAACAGAAGACACAUUUAUUGGGUGGAUGGUAUGUGUAGAGCAAAACCAUGUGCUCUUAUGUCUCAUGUACAACUGAGGUUUCUUAUACUGGUUAUCUCCUUAAUUGUCAUGAUCAAACUGCUGCGCCCCAAAGCCUUGCCCCUGAGUUUAUAUUGAUGAAGGUACAUGUACUCAUAAUGUUGGCACAUAUUACCUUUUGAAAUGUUCUUCUGUCAUUAGCACUACCUUUGAAAGGCCUAUUCAUCACUAGUGAAUGUGUGUCAAUACAUGUAUGUAUAGUGUGUCACUAAUGCCAGUUGUCCUUCAGGUUUAUGUGUUUGGAUUGAAUGGUGGUUGUGCCAAGCUACUUGGAAAGUGGGAAGAGUUCAUCAGAGGGAGAAUGUGCACUUUAUAUUUUGCUGCUUUUCUUUGUACUUGACAAUUCAGCUUUUCUUUUCACCCUGUUUCUAAGCCAGAAUGCAAAUACAAUGUUAGAUAGAUGUUUGAGGUUGACGUAGGAUUGUAAUGUGUAGACCUGCAUGUGGAGACUGUUAGUUUGUGUCUUGUUAACCAUUAAUGCGAAAAGAUGAAGUUAACAAUGUAUUAAAGAAAGCAUUAAAGUGUUAAUGAAGAAGAAUGAAGUC